Molecule: messenger RNA, 334 nt
Organism: Cuscuta europaea
Lineage: Eukaryota; Viridiplantae; Streptophyta; Magnoliopsida; Solanales; Convolvulaceae
Source: the annotation of a GenBank genome assembly
CUAUCAUGCACGGGACCCUGAACCCGAAGGAGUUUUUGAGGGGUGCCACCCCUCCGACCGAUAAGUCUGUGCUCUCCCGUCAGGCCGACGAUGUCCUCUGCUCUAAGGUUCUGAUGGCCUCGGUUACGGCGAGCCUUGGCCUUGGCGAGCUGGUCCAGAGGAUAGAACAGCAUGACUCGGAGAAGAAGAAAGACACUGAAGCACUGGCUGAGGCCCGAAGGCAGCUCAAGGAGGCCGAGGACGCUCGCAAAGCUGAGCAAGAGGCUUUCAAAGAAAUCCUCGAGGGCUCCAAGACGGUGGCCAGAGCCGAAGGCAAAGCAGAGGCGGAGAAGGC